ACCACGGCGUUCGUAUCGCGUACUCGCGUCACGAAAAUGGAUUGUGCUCUGUGUAACAUGUGCUUCUGAGAUUUGGUGAAUAUUUUUGUGACGGACCCGUUGUGUGCAAAAGCAUGAUGCCUCUCGCACCGACCCCUGUGGUGGCGGUGCCAUCGAAGCCGAAAAUAGGAUUUAGUAUAGACAGUAUAGUUGGCGGCUCAGAGAGAGCAAAACAUGCGUCGCCGCCGCUAGCCAGUCCUGGAUCGCCCUCUCCGGUCGCUUCUCCUCGAAGUCCAUCACCGCGCCCUUUAUUACGGCCUAGUGCUUUACCAGCAGUUUUUCCGACUCCUGACUUGAAGAGGCUACCAUACUUGGAUGCUCAGAGUCACCAUCACCAGUUCCUUGCGCACUUUCAAGGCGCCGCGUUAGCCGCUGCACUUGCUCAUCAGCAGCAAGGGUUUGGAGGCCCUAUUCCACCACACCCUCCACCUCAUCCUGCCGCUCCAGUGCCGAGAGAAUCUUAUCAAUUAUAUCCAUGGCUAAUCAACAGGCACGGGAGAAUAUUUCCACACAGGUUUCCUGGAGGUCCAGAUAUACCUGGGUUCCUCCUGCAACCAUUCAGAAAACCGAAAAGAAUUAGAACCGCCUUCUCUCCAUCACAGCUUCUCAAAUUGGAGCACGCCUUCGAGAAAAAUCAUUACGUGGUCGGGGCGGAGAGAAAACAGCUAGCACAGGCAUUAAGUCUCACAGAAACGCAGGUUAAAGUAUGGUUUCAAAAUAGAAGAACGAAACAUAAAAGAAUGCAGCAAGAAGAAGAAGCAAAGACUGGUACGAAGUCGGGUUCCUCUAACUCUAAACCAGAUGACGGUAAUCAGUUUAAUAAUUCGUAUGAAGAUGAAGAUGAAGAAUUAAUAGAUAUGGACAUGGAUGAAUUAAGUGAAAGUGAAAAUGAGACAUAAUUUUAGUGACUUAGAUUGGACAAAAGUGAUUUAAAUGUAAAUAAUAUAAUAGUAAAUAGCAAUAUCUUUUAUUUAUUUGUGGGUCUGAAUAGGGGUUUAUUCUUUUGCCACGUUUCUAAUUCAGUUUAAAACUGCGUGACUAGAUUUCAUAAAAUUUGUUAGUAUUAAUACUUUUCUGUGAACUUCAACAAACAAAGUUAUUUCUUUUUAUAUUGUAGCUGUAAGAAGCGACCAAUCCAAUGGCACCAAUUUAAAAUACAUUGUCGAGCGAUCAAUUUGUAAACAUGUAUAAGAGUUUAAAAAUGUGGCAACCAUGUCAUUAAAUUAACGGAGCACAUUUCAAAAUGGCGUUACGAGAUCUUGUUAGCGCUUCAUGAAUUAUUAGAUAACGAAAUUGGCCGUAUUAUAAUAGUUUUGGGGCUAAAUUAAUUAAAAAUUCUUUUUUUUGGGCGUCCCUCCAAUGAUGUGGGUAUAAUUAGACAUUUAGAUUUAAAAUUCCGAUAGGCGGGGUUAAAGUUGCGUUAAAAAAGGAACAAUUCGAGUGUCAACUUAGAAUUCUUGAAGAGAAACGAUUUAUAUCCUGAUAGCGAGAAAGGAUGUAUUUAGAAGGAAAAAUUAAACGUUUCGAUAUAAAUGACAAUUAUUAAUUGACACUUAAAACAAAUGCAAAUACUUAGGCAUGCUUUUACAUACUUACAGACCACGAACUGAAUUUGGACUGUAAUUAUAUAUAUAUAUAUAUAUAACUCCAGAAAUAUCUUAAAUUAAAGCUUAUAGGUUGUUUUUAAUGUCAAUUACAUAAUUUAUUGCACUUAUCUUACAGGUAUGAUAUUUUUAAAUUACCUAACAGAAUUUUGAUUAAUAUUGAGUAGAUAUACCUACUUCAUUGUUGACUUCUAAUAAAAUGCAUUACAAAAUUAUCAUGGGCCAGGAUCGCAUUUAGUUAAUAAUUGUCGGCGACGGCUCCAAAUUAUUUUAAACUGUUGACGAUCGUUCUUAACGGCCAUUUGUCUAUGGUUUCUGACUUUAUGAUUAAGAUCUAUCUAUGGUCUGAUUGGUGCUUUCACACUAAAAGUCACGGUUCGCAGUGCUCCAUACAAUUAUAACGCUGUUAUUGCCUUUUGUUCAGUUUUCCUAAUAUUCCCUCGAUGUUCUGUAACAAAAAAAAUAAUAUCAUAAAAUUUCCUACAUAGCAUAGUAUCGUAUAAUAUGUUAUUAUUUAUAAUUAGAGUAUUUUAAUAUAAUACGUGCCGAACUACGCUUUUUAAAUCUCAAUACAUAACAAUAUUAUGAAUUACAGUUUGUAGAUAUAUUUAUUGAACAUAUGUAAUAUUUUUUAUUGUUAUUUUUAGAUGAUACCUAUUAUAUUGGAAUACAGACUAGACCACAUUCUAGAUCAAAAUUAGGAACUUUAGAAUCGGUUUUUAAAUGACAUAUUCGUAAAAUAAACUUUAAAAAGCAAAAUGUUAGCCGUUACAACUCCGUUCGACACGCUCGUUUGCUAUUCUAUUAAUCGUCUGAUUUUGUCGU
Messenger RNA from Achroia grisella, 2468 nucleotides. RefSeq names its product homeotic protein empty spiracles-like. NCBI's taxonomy places the organism in Eukaryota, Metazoa, Arthropoda, Insecta, Lepidoptera, Pyralidae. Gene Ontology annotation, biological process: brain development; central nervous system development; neuron differentiation. Bases 114 to 938 code for a protein of 274 amino acids. Gene Ontology annotation, molecular function: DNA binding; DNA-binding transcription factor activity, RNA polymerase II-specific. The transcript has 3 exons. The record is from RefSeq and is a predicted model, not a curated record.